UACGUGAACAGUAAUUGGAAUCGGAAACGGUGGGAAGACGAAAGAAUUAAAACUUUGCCUUAUUAUUAAAAUGGCGAUCAUAAGCGUUCGAAAAUGUGUGCGGUCGGGAGUAGUGGUGCUGGCGAUCGUCAGCAGCGCGUCUGCAAGAGUCGCUGGAAAGAUGGGCGGCUACUCAAACAAAAUGGGAGGUAAAUCAACAAGCGGUAUCAACGAAGAAAUAAUCUGGAUAAGCAUAAGUAUGGCGAUCGCUAUCGCUGUUUUAAUAGCGAUCGCUCUGUGUUACAUUCUAAAGGAAAAAUGCAGCAAAAGGCAAGCUUAUAGAGACCAAUCAUGACGAUAUAAAGAGGAGUUUGCAAAGUACGCACUUGCAGACUCCCUCACAAAUAUCGAGUUCCCAGCUUACACACUCUACCCCCAGUACUCGCCGGAUGGUACGGAAUACUUCUAUAACUUCCACCGAUUCACGUAUCUGAGGGACAGUUUCAAAUUACCGCCUAAGGACUAUCCAUCGAGCGGAAAAGAAGAAAUAUAUAUAAGCGCGUGAUUUUUAUCGCGUAUAAGUAACAAUUGCUCUAAAUAUACGAGUAUUAUAUAAGAAUAUAAUUUAAAAUGUGUAUUUUAUGCCAAAUGUAACUUGAAUUUAUAUAAAUAAAAAAAAUGUAUGUGUAGAUGUAGCAUAUGUUGUGUGUCAGGAAUCAUACAACAUGGAUGAACUGAACAUAUACUGUUUAUUAUCAUUCAAUGUAUCGAACGGUCAAAUUUCUGGAGUAAAUGAUUACGAUAAAGACUGUGAAAA
Melitaea cinxia (Glanville fritillary) is the source of this 796-nucleotide messenger RNA. RefSeq lists its product as uncharacterized. Bases 71 to 334 code for a protein of 87 amino acids. Lineage: Eukaryota; Metazoa; Arthropoda; Insecta; Lepidoptera; Nymphalidae. The record is from RefSeq and is a predicted model, not a curated record. The transcript has 3 exons.